CUCGCAUCCCGCUAUGCGAGAGACUCUGAAGCCCGCAGGACAACACUAAAUUUGUAAUGAAAUGGAGUCUGGGUCAAGCUCUUUUCGAGUGGAAUUUCCAGAUUUUUCUAGCACCAUAUUGCAGAAGUUAAACCAGCAACGCCAGCAAGGACAAUUAUGUGAUGUAUCCAUUGUAGUUCAGGGCCAUCUCUUCAGAGCCCACAAAGCUGUUCUUGCAGCUAGUUCACCUUACUUCUGUGAUCAGGUUCUCCUAAAAAACAGCAGGCGAAUAGUCCUGCCUGAUGUGAUGAAUCCCAGAGUAUUUGAAAACAUUCUUCUGUCUACCUACACAGGCCGGCUGGUAAUGCCUGCUCCAGAGAUUGUUAGUUAUUUGACAGCAGCAAGUUUCCUGCAGAUGUGGCAUGUGGUGGAUAAAUGCACUGAAGUGCUAGAGGGGAACCCAACAGUUCUUUGUCAGAAGAUGAAUCAUGGCAGUGAUCAUCAGUCCCCAAGCAGUAGUAGUUACAAUGGCCUUGUUGAAACCUUUGAACUUGGCUCUGGAGGACAGACGGAAUUUCACAAAGUGCAGGAACUGAGAGAUGGUGAAAAUGAAGAAGAGAGCUCUAAAGAUGAACUGUCAUGUCAGCUGACAGAACAUGAAUACCUUCCUAGUAAUUCUUCAACAGAACACGAUAGACUUAGCACUGGAAUGACAAGCCAGGAUGGUGAAGAAGGAACUAGUGAUAGUGCAGAGUAUCAGUACACCAGACCUUUGUAUAGCAAACCCAGCAUCAUGUCUCACAAGCGGUGGAUCCAUGUGAAGCCAGAAAGAUUUGAACAAGACUGUGAAGGAGUUGAUAAUCCUUAUGACGAGCACCAGGUUUCUGAAUCCAUGAAUGCCAUUCAGGCAGACCAUUCAAUCCAGUCUUCAGGUGUUGAAGACUUUCAUAUAGGUGACAAAAAGAUGGAAGCAGAAUUUGAUGAACAGGCAGAUGAAAGUAAUUAUGAUGAACAAGUUGACUUCUAUGGCUCGUCUAUGGAAGAAUUUUCUGGUGAAAGGGCAGAUGGAAAUAUUAGUGCCCACAGGCAGGAUCUAAUGAUAGCAGCAGGCUAUGGUGAAGGCAUUGAAAUGGCUACAGGAAUUAAAGAAGAAACAUCUCUUACUGGAUUCUCGCAUGCUGAUAAGCUGUACCCUUGUCAGUGUGGAAAAAGUUUUACACACAAAAGUCAGAGAGAUCGGCAUAUGAGUAUGCACCUUGGUCUUCGACCUUAUGGCUGUGGUGUCUGUGGUAAGAAAUUCAAAAUGAAACACCAUCUUGUAGGCCACAUGAAAAUCCAUACAGGCAUAAAACCCUAUGAGUGUAACAUCUGUGGGAAAAGAUUCAUGUGGCGGGACAGUUUUCAUCGGCAUGUGACCUCUUGUACCAAGUCAUAUCAAGCUUCUAAAGCUGAGCAGAGUACUACUGAGAUGAACUAAGACAUCCAUGCUUAGUAGAGUAAGCAGAAUAAAUUAAUUAUGCAAAUAAAGCUUGGUACUUGCUAUUGUAAAUUCUCCAAAAAAACAAGUUGUAAUAAUUAUGCUGGUAGGAGCA
Molecule: messenger RNA, 1571 nt
Organism: Indicator indicator
Lineage: Eukaryota; Metazoa; Chordata; Aves; Piciformes; Indicatoridae
Gene: ZBTB43
Product: zinc finger and BTB domain containing 43
Exons: 2
Coding region: 62-1456 (464 amino acids)
Biological process (GO): regulation of transcription by RNA polymerase II
Molecular function (GO): protein binding; DNA-binding transcription factor activity, RNA polymerase II-specific; RNA polymerase II cis-regulatory region sequence-specific DNA binding
Source: RefSeq, a predicted model, not a curated record